This is a messenger RNA of Danio aesculapii, 5550 nucleotides long. RefSeq names its product muscle, skeletal, receptor tyrosine kinase (gene musk). Gene Ontology annotation, biological process: multicellular organism development; protein phosphorylation; positive regulation of kinase activity. The coding region runs from base 152 to 2980 and encodes 942 amino acids. The transcript is spliced from 17 exons. The record is from RefSeq and is a predicted model, not a curated record. Gene Ontology annotation, cellular component: signaling receptor complex. Gene Ontology annotation, molecular function: transmembrane receptor protein tyrosine kinase activity; ATP binding; protein binding. NCBI's taxonomy places the organism in Eukaryota, Metazoa, Chordata, Actinopteri, Cypriniformes, Danionidae.
CUGCGAAGGCCUUUCUACUCAUGCACACACACACACCCACACACACAGACAUACACACUGUAGCGUCUGCUGGACUUCAUUUCAGAGCUCUGAUACGAGGCUGACCAAUGGAUUUUAAAGCUGAUUUGAUGCAGAAGGCUUUAAGGUGAACAUGAAGGUCCCGAAAAACACUCCUCUGGUAGUUUUUCUGACAUUUUUCAGCCUGACUGAAGGGCUCCAGAGAGCACCCAGAAUCACAACAUUGCUUGAGACGGUGGACGCCUCUCUGGAUCAUAAUGCUACUUUCAUCUGUGAGGUUGAUUCAUACCCUCAAGCUGAUAUAAUAUGGACAAGAAAUAAUUAUCCAAUAAGGUAUUACGAUUCCAGAUACGUUAUUCAAGAAAAUGGUCAAAUGCUGAUCAUUCCCAAUGUAAAGGAUUCAGACAGUGGAGAAUACUGCUGCAUUGCUAACAAUGGGGUUGGAGAAGCCAAGAGCUGUGGAGCUCUACAGCUGAAGAUGAAGCCCCAAAUCAAGAGACAUCCUACUAACAUGACAUUGAUUCUGGAGUCCAAAGCAGUGCUGCCAUGUUUAUCAUUAGGGUAUCCCAAACCUGAAAUAUCCUGGAUUAAAGAAGAUGAUUUGAUCAAGGUUAAUAAUCGUAUAUCGAUUUUGGAAUCUGGUUCCCUAAAAAUUACCAACAUCAAGAAAGAGGAUGCUGGACAAUAUCGAUGUGUGGCCAGAAACAGUUUUGGAAUUGCUUUCUCCAGGCCCGUUACUAUUAAAGUACAAGCUCCUGCCAAGAUACUGAAUGUUCCCAAAGAGAAGCGGGUUCAGAUUGGAUCAGAGGUCACAUUAGAGUGCAACGCAACCGGCAACCCUAUCCCAUCGAUAACAUGGCUUGAAAACGGCAAUACGAUAUCCGGAGCAUCGGUGGUGGAGACACUGGUGGGUGAAGUUAUACUGUCAGUUCUGCAUGUGGUGGUGCAUAAACCAGCGCUCUAUACCUGUCAGGCUACUAACCGGCACAGUGGAGGAGAAAACACUGUCAAAUCUACAGCAAAAAUAACCGUUUCAGAAUGGAGACUGUACAAAGGCCAUGCUGGCUACUGCAGCACAUACAGAGGUGAAGUGUGUCAUAAUGUGCUCCGGCGAGAUGCUCUGGUUUUCUUCAACUACUCUCUGCCGAACCCUGAGGAUGCGCAGGAGUAUCUGGCUCAGAGUGCAUGGCCCGAGCUGGACGGGGUCAGUUCAUUCUGCAGACCCGCUGCCAGAUCCCUGCUCUGUCACAGCACCUUCCAAGACUGCAAUCCUUCAGGACUCGGACCAGCGCCUAAACCUGUCUGCAGAGAGCACUGUCUCACAGUCAAAGAGUUGUACUGUUAUAAAGAGUGGCGUUCAGCUGAAGAAAGAUCUCAGCGUGGCUUUCAACACAGCAUCACUCUCCCAGAAUGCACUUCUCUACCCAGCCAACAAGCAGACCCAUCCUCAUGUACAGCGGUUCCUUAUGUUGAUAUCAAAAAAGACAAAGUGACAUCAACCUGUUACAAUGACAAAGGAAGAUUUUACCAAGGAACUCACAAUGUCACAGCAUCUUCCAUUCCGUGUCAGCGAUGGAACCAGCAGGAUCCCCAUCAACAUAGACUCUCUGUAGAUGUGAUUCCUGAGUUGCGAAAUGCAGAAAACUACUGUCGUAACCCAGGCGGCGAGAGUGACAGACCCUGGUGCUACACUACAAACCCUAAUGUACGCUGGGAAUAUUGUCUUGUGCCCAAAUGUGGAGAAGUCAUCAGUAUCAGGACUGCACCCUCAAUUACAAAACCUGCCCACUUCUACCCUCCUCCUUCUGUGUCUACGGCCUACUCAAUGAGUGUUAUCAUCUUUGUUAUUGCUGGUUUUGCUGGGGCAGCCUUCUUCACCAUACUCAUCCUUAUGUGUCACAGACGAAAGAAAAUGUGGAAAAAGAGAAAAAGUAGGGUCCUGGAGACACCCACAUUGACUACCCUCCCCUCAGAGCUCUUGUUGGACAGACUUCAUCCCAACCCCAUGUACCAGCGACUGCCUCUCCUGCUCAACUCCAAGCUCCUCAGUCUCGAAUAUCCACGCAACAACAUUGAAUAUGUCCGUGAUAUUGGAGAGGGGGCCUUCGGGAGGGUGUUUCAGGCAAGAGCCCCAGGUCUUUUGCCAACAGAGCCUUUUACCAUGGUGGCAGUAAAGAUGUUGAAGGAGGAAGCUUCAACUGAUAUGCAGAAUGAUUUUCAACGAGAAGCUGCACUCAUGUCUGAGUUUGAUCACCCCAACAUUGUCCGUCUUCUGGGUGUCUGUGCAGUGGGGAAGCCCAUGUGUCUCAUGUUUGAAUACAUGGCCUAUGGAGACCUGAACGAAUUCUUGCGACGGCGCUGUGCAACCCAGCAGCCCAGUCUAAGUCGAGAUACCUUGACUUCCAGCAGUCUCGUGUCAGAACCUGAGCGUUACCCACCCCUCAGCUGCCAAGAGCAGCUCUCCAUUUCCAAACAGGUGGCAGCAGGAAUGGCAUACUUAUCAGAGCGCAAAUUUGUUCACCGUGACCUUGCUACACGAAACUGUUUGGUAGCAGAAAACUUGGUUGUGAAAAUUGCAGAUUUUGGUCUUUCACGCAAUAUCUAUGCAGCCGAUUACUACAAAGCCAGUGAAAAUGAUGCCAUCCCGAUUCGCUGGAUGCCACCUGAAUCUAUCUUUUACAAUCGUUACACCAGCGAGUCAGAUGUUUGGGCUUAUGGUGUGGUAUUAUGGGAAAUCUUCUCAUAUGGCAUGCAGCCUUACUACGGCAUGGCCCAUGAAGAGGUCAUCUACUACGUAAGGGAUGGAAAUGUUCUUGCCUGUCCAGAAAACUGUCCACAGGAGCUGUAUAACCUCAUGCGUUUGUGUUGGAGCGGUCACCCCACUGACCGGCCUAGCUUUGCCAGCAUUCACCGCAUCCUGGAAAGAAUGCAUGACCAGAUGCUCAAAUCUGGGCUUUCUUGAGGAUCUCUAAAAUACAGCACCAAUCAUUAAGGAACUCACUACAAUCCAAAGGAGCCCAAAGGGAUCUUGAAGAAGGAUAAAACACUUUAAUGUAUCCUCAAGAGGACAAGACGGAUGACCCUUUAGGGUCCCACAAAUACCCAAGAACCCAGAGAACAUUGGGGAAUGGGAAAAAAAGCCUAAAAUGAUUGAAAAGGCUCACACACCUUGAUCCCUCAAACUCUUUGAAGCUCAAUAGUUUUUUUAUAGCACAGAUGUAUGGUGGAGCUCAAAUGAGAGAUACAGUACUGAAGGCUUGAGGCAGAAAUCUCUGCAUGCAGAGACAUAUAGUUUAGUAUUUUUUGCUUUUGUCUUCCUUUUGGAUAUAUUUUAAGUAGUGAAAGUACUAUGCAUCUAGAUAUAGUUUAAUAACAUUUUUAAAAAGAUAUCCAUUCAAGAACAUGUUUCAGUGCUUUAACAUAUAGACAUAACAUAUGUUCUUAGCAUUUCAUUUAAAACAUUUAAUUAGAAUAGUGUAUUCCAAAGUGGCACAUCAUCACUUUAUUUUAUGUUUUGUUUUUUUAUUUAAAAUUGAUAUUCCAAGAUAAGAUCUUUGUUCUGUUUUAUUUGUUAGUAGUAAGUGAAACAGUAUAUCAAAAUAUGAAGUAUACUUUAUUUGUAAAAUGAUUACAUGAAUUAAUCUAAAUAAAAAAGACCAUUAUUAUCAAAUAAAUGAAAACAAACACUGACUAUAAUGGUUCAAUCAGUUUUAUUUUGACAAUAUCCUAUAUAAAGGUUUGGAGUAUAAUUUAAAUAGUUUUUUACUAGUUUUCAGGUUCUGUAGCAAAUAUGAACAAUGUCUCUGAGAUAAAUCGAAUGGAAGUAUGAAAUCAUGUACUGACCAAAAGUUCAAUAUAUUAAAAUGGGUCUAUAACCGUACACAUUAUAACAAACUCGAUAACAACAUAAUUUUACUUCAGUUCAGCAUCUUCAAUAUUUCGGCAGAUAUUGUUACAGCAUUUCAGAAACAAAAAUACUUAGGAAACAUGCACAUGCAUAGCAUGACUUUUAUUGUUAUAAUAAUAUAUUAUUUCAUAAUGUAAACAAUCUAUUUUAAUGUUGUGGUUACAUUAGAUGUAUAAAUAGAUGUUGCAUAUGAAGUUUGUUUAAAAUAAAACAAUUUCUCCUGUCUUGAAGACAUUUUCAUGAAUAAAUACACAGAUCUACCAUUUAAAAAGCAACACGGUGCUAUACAGUCACUGUAUAAUCCAGUUAACUGUCAUAAUAUUAAUAAGAUUUAUAAGCAAUUGAUAGUCUACGGCAGUGGUUCCCAAAGUGGGGUUCAGGACCCUUUGGGGCGGGGGGAGGGGUCACGGAACAAUGACGAGGGGUCGCUUGGUAAUUUCCAAAUUUCAAAUAAAUUUUAUUAAAGAGAUAAUUUAACUAUGUGAUUUAUUAAAGAGAAUUUAGAAUUACCAUAUUUUAUUCAUAACCCACUGAAGAUAGUUAAUAGUUACGUUAAAGAAGCAACAAAAACUUACAAAUUAAAACCCAUCAGCCUUUACAUUUUUUUAUUAUUAAUAUUAAAUUAAAUUAAUAAAUGAGUAUAAAAAUAUAUAGUUAUUAGACUGUUGCAGUUUUGUGUUGUUAAUAUGCUCAUGUUUAUAUAUGUCUAUUGUUGUGUGCAACGUUUGUAUAUUUAUAACCACCUUCGAGAGAAAUGGGGGUGGUGAGUCACUGGCAUUGUUUUUUUGGGGGUUGGGGGCUGAAAAGUUUGGGAACCCCUGAUCUACACUGUCAGAAAUUAAGGUACGUCACUGGGGUGGUACCUUUUCAAAAGGUACACAUUUGUACCUAAAAGGUCCAUAUUAAUACCUUAAGGGUACAUAUUAACACCUUAAAAGUACAAAAGUGUUCCUCUUAAAUUUUUUAGAUACUAAUAAAUACUUCCGAGGUACCAAUAUGGACCCUUUAAGUACAAAUGUGUACCUUUUGAAAAGCUACCACCCCAGUGACAGCUCGUGUACCUUUAUUUCUGAGAGUGUAGGGGACUUUUUUGUUUGUUUUAUAUCAUGUAACAGACAGAGGGCAGUGUUACACCACAAGUACUAAAACGACCUUGUGAUAUAUAGCAAUACCUUUUCUCUGCCUUAGAGCCAGUUCUUAGCUCAAAGCAUUCAAAACAGGAACUUACUGAGACAGUAUUAAAUCACGUUGGCAUUUAAUGAAGAACAAAGAUGAAGGAUUUACUUUCAACGUGUGUGGGACUGUUCUUUUUUAUUCCAGCUUUUCAUUUAUCAUCUAGGAAUGUCCGAUCCUAUCUGAUAAUCCUAGAAAUACAUUGUCUUUGCCAUAAGUUUUCACUGUUAUAGAAACCUCAAGGAGCAAAGAAAGGCAAAACCACAGACGUCCAAGUAGCAGGCCAGGAAAAACAAGUGACGAAUGGAUUCACGAGCCAUGGCUCCUGCCAGCACAUUUGGAUGACGGAGAAAAAAAUGCAUUUGGGCCUCAGUGAUUUCUGUUCAAACUGUACACUCUCUCUGAACCUUGUGAUGUAACUCAGUAAAAAAUAAAAAUAAAAUGAAAUAAAA